Oppia nitens is the source of this 1774-nucleotide messenger RNA. Its product is annotated as bis(5'-adenosyl)-triphosphatase ENPP4-like. The transcript has 7 exons. Lineage: Eukaryota; Metazoa; Arthropoda; Arachnida; Sarcoptiformes; Oppiidae. The record is from RefSeq and is a predicted model, not a curated record. Bases 139 to 1728 code for a protein of 529 amino acids.
AAAUAAAAUAUUUUCCGGAAAAUUGGAGGAAUUUUUUAGGCAACUUUCCUUUCUGGGAAUUUUCAUCAAACUAUAAUUAUAGACAUGAAUAACACAUAAAUGGUUUGUUUGAAUAUCAAUCGACAGACCAUAACUUGAAUGACAACCACAACAACAACAAUGUGUUAUAUUCAUCGACUUUAUACAACCAUUUCAUUGAUUUUCAUCAAAUCUUUAUUAUCACCCAUUUGUUGUCAUCCGAUACUAAUAGUCAUAUCGUUUGAUGGCUUCAGAAAUGAUUACGUGAGACCCGAUCUCACGCCACAUAUGUUUAAAUUAGCCAACAAUGGUGUCAGAGCUCACAUGAGAUCGUCAUUUGUGACGAAGACGUAUCCCAACCACCAGACGAUAGCCACCGGUUUUUAUGAAGAGUUUCACGGAAUCAUUAAUAACGAGAUGUUUGAUCCACUCUAUAACGAGACAUUCAAUGUCGACAAUUCAUCAGACAUUUGGUGGAAUGAGAGUCCAGUGAUUCCCAUUUGGAUUGCUAAUCAAAUGGUAGAUCCAGUUAACAGAUUUAGCGCAUCCAUGCAAUGGCCUGGAAGUCAAGUCGUCUACAAGAAUCAUGCGAUCAAAUAUCGACAAGAAUGGAACGAUACGUUGACAUGGAAUAAAAGGAUUGAUAUUAUUAUUAAAUGGAUGACCGAUAGCAUCCCGACCGCCAACUGUGUGUUCGCUUAUUUUGAUGAACCGGACACCACUGCCCACGAAUACGGACCUUUCGGUGAUGAAACUAUCGAAAAGGUCAGAAUAGCCGACCAAACAAUCGGACAUUUGAUCAAUAGAUUAGAGCAGAAAAGAUUAUUAAGCAAAACCAAUAUAAUCAUACUUUCAGACCAUGGAAUGGCUGAAGUCAAAUCUGAUCGGGUGAUCAAUUUGAAUACAUUUCUGGAUCCUGAUUUGUAUCACAUAUACGGUGCUUCACCUGUUUGGUCCAUUGAACCGAAACAUAAAUAUGAAGAACAAGUUUACCAGACUUUAUUAAAUGCCUCAAAGACUAAAAAUUUUACAGUUUAUAAACGCGAAGAUAUUCCAGAAUAUUUACAUUAUAAGAAACACAGAAGAAUAUUAUCCAUAUUUAUUGUAGCCGACGAGGGAUGGGAUAUCUAUAAGAACAUGACGUGGACUCCCAAAGGCAUCCAUCAGUGGGGAAAUCACGGCUAUGAUAACAGACUCGAGUCUAUGCGACCACUGUUUAUAGCGAAUGGACCGACAUUUAAAUCCGGUUAUAAUCACACAAAACCAUUUGUAAACGUAGAUCUGUAUCCAUUAAUGUUAUACGUAUUGCAAUUAUAUCCUACAAUACAAUUUCCGAGCAACGGCUCAUUGACCAACAUAUGGGAUAUACUGAUACCUCCUAUUUAUGCGGAUUCUUAUGAUAGUUCUGCUCAAAAAUGGUUUAAUUUUAUUUUUUACAUUUUUGGUGGAUUUGGUAUUUUAUUCUUUGGAAGUGUUUGUCUCAUAUGUUCGACAAAUAUCGGCAAAUCUGUUCGCAGUCGUCGGUCAACAGACGUUGUUUGGGAGUCAUUGGGUUCGGGACUUGAUAUUGAUUUGCGUUCACAUUUGGAUCCAUCAGUUAAUGAUUUCUCAAAGUCUUUUGAUGACGACAUCAUAAGUCGUGCCAAUCGUCUUCAAAAGCCAGAGGAGACACUUCUACUUCUUGAAGAUAGUGAUGAAGAAGAUCUGUGAUAAUUAUUUUACAGUUGAAUAUAAUUGGGAAACACUUGUCUUGUAU